Molecule: messenger RNA, 10221 nt
Organism: Cydia strobilella
Lineage: Eukaryota; Metazoa; Arthropoda; Insecta; Lepidoptera; Tortricidae
Gene: Ziz
Product: dedicator of cytokinesis protein 9
Exons: 34
Coding region: 169-6342 (2057 amino acids)
Biological process (GO): small GTPase-mediated signal transduction; positive regulation of GTPase activity
Molecular function (GO): guanyl-nucleotide exchange factor activity
Source: RefSeq, a predicted model, not a curated record
UCCUCGAUUUCUGAGGAGCGGCGGUCGUUGUUUUUCUUGGGCCAUAUUUCUGCUUAUUUAAGUGUUUUGAAUGGACUUCUUAUUCGCAUUGAACACAUUUAUAUUGCUUAUUUGUGUAGAAAAUGCAUAGUUAAUUAAUAUUGGGUAUCGUAUUUGAAAACAAAUACAAUGCCUCCAAUAAACUCUAAGGGGAAGAGUAGCGCAGAGUACGAGAACAUCAUAGCCAAGAAAUGCACAGCAUUGGACUUUGAAAGCUAUAUUCAAGAAAACAAGACUCUGCUUCUGAAUGAUCCUCUUAGAGACAUUCUUUUAUACCCCUCUGAUGAUGUUUCUAGUGUGGUCCUCCCGCGCCGCUGGCGAACAGUUACAACAGCGGUGCCUGACGUGAGGACUGCCUCCACUUGCCCUCUGCUCACUCGACAGGCCUUGCUCAGCUAUGCUUCCAGUUGGAAUCUUAUACACUUCAAGUAUAAUAAUUAUUCUGGCACAUGUCUCAAUUUACCCAGACCAAUAAAUAAUAAAUUAAUAGAAGAAGUAUACGACAUAGACGCUGAAACGGAAAGCGACAAUGAAGCUCAAGCAGCCAAAGUGGACAUUGGCACCAAAGAAGGCUAUCUGCUCAAAGGGCCCGAAAUCGGCUCAGACAGAAUAUUUAGCAACCUUGCUUCGAAAUCGUUCAAAAAACGCUAUUGCUCAAUGGUCAGAGAAGCUGAUGGUGCUUACAUUCUCGAGGUAUAUAAAGAUGAUAAGAAAACCGAUACGAAGCUCACUAUCGUCAUGGAUUUUUGCUCCGACGUUGUCAAAAACCCAAAGCGUGGACGCCACUGUUUCGAGUUACGUAUGUCCGGAGGAAAAGGUUACACAUUCUCAGCAGAUAAUGAGGAGGAAAUGAAUGAGUGGAUAACUGCAUUUAAUGCGGCUUUGAAGAAGAACCAGGAUUGUCCAGAAAUGAACCAGGAUGAGGCAUUAGACAAAGACGCAGAUGUCUCACUGACAGCAGAACCGCCACCUCCAACCUACGGAACUCUCAAAGGCCUCGAGCACAGCAUGAACCCGCUCCUAAUGCGGUACUCCAGAGAGACGGACAUGUCCAUAGCAGCGGCGCGCAACGAGUGUCGCGCUAACAUAUUCAGCAUGCCGUACAAGCGAACGCCCUCGCCUGAACCACAGCUGGAACCAUUCAAAGAACACUUCGGCCAAAAAAUACUGCUCAAAUGCGAAAGCUUAAAAUUUAGGUUACAAGCGCCAAUAGAUGGCGAUAAAGAGCUCUUAUGCCAAGUAGAACCUUACUUCACUUACCUCGCUCUAUACGACGCAAGGAGUGGCAAGAAGUUAACGGAGAACUUCCAUUUUGACCUGAACCAUGCGGCGGUGAAGGAUCUAGUCAAGGACGUCGAGGAUACCAACUCGCUGGUCGAGAACUUUAGCUACGAUGUCAAGUUAGAUGUUAAAUUGAUCCCGGAGGAAUGGUUUAGAUCGAAGAGACAGGUCCUAUUGUCAAUUAACAAUCCCCAUCCAGACCUGUUCCUAGUAGUGAAAAUUGACAAAAUCCUGCAAGGUCAUGUCAGUCAAGUUCUGGAGCCCUACCUCAAAGCCACCAAGGACCCCCGCCUGGGACUCAAAGUCCACAAAACCGUCCAGUCGUACGCCCACCGUGUUGGAACCUAUAGGAUGCCGUUUGCAUGGACUGCAAAGCCGUUAUUUAAGUUAUACAGCAACGAUUUGGACACCACCCCCGAAUUUUCCGCCAUUUAUCGUCAAGAACCGAACAAAAUGUCGGACGAUGAUUUGAUAAAGAUCCUGUCAGAUUUCCGGAAGCCGGAAAAGUUGGCAAAGUUGAGUACAGUACCGGGUUGGCUCAAUAUCAACAUUUCGCCUAGCAGCGAACAAAUACCAAACUGUAUGACAACAGCAUACGCAGCACUCAAGCCAUUUCCAUUGCCCCCUGCCUCGCCACUCACCCUGGAAUUAGCCACACUCAACAUGGAGCCAGAACAGCCGUAUGCGGCCUUCAUACACCACUUGUAUGUCAGGCCUCUGUCGCUGAACUUCGAGUCGCAGAAAAUGUUCGCUCGAGCGAGGAAUAUCGCCUGCUCUAUUGAGUUGAGGGAGAGUGAUACGGGCGACAAUAAGCCCUUACAGGCGGUUUACGGGCGCGCCGGCAUGACGACGCAGUACCGGUGUUCAGUGCUGCACCACAACGCCAACCCCUCGUGGAGCGACGAAGCCAAGAUCCGCCUACCAGCCACCAUCACUCCAAACCAUCAUCUGCUCUUCACGUUCUACCACAUAUCGUGCGAUUUGACUAAGAAGAAUGACACUAACGUUGAGACUUGUAUUGGGUACGCAUGGGUGCCCUUACUGAAGAACAAUAAGUUUGUGGACGAGAUCGUGAAUCUGUCUAUCGCUACGCAUUUGCCGUCGGGUUAUCUGUCCAUCCAGCCACUCGGACUUGGUAAAGGGAACGCAGGCCCCGAAGUAAUCUGGGUGGAAGGCGAAAAGCAACUCUUCCGCUGCCAACUGGUGCUAGACUCCACCGUAGCGACCCGUGACACCCAUCUACACAACUUGUUCUUGCAAGCGGAGCGCCUGAUCAAAACCAACUCCCCACCGACGUCACCAUCGCCGCCGCCGUGGAAUGACGUCUGCAAUGCUUUGAAAGCCGCGCAUGCGAUCAAAUUGAGUGCGUUAGUAGCCUUCUUGCCGACGAUAUUGAACCAGCUGUUUGAGUUGAUGACGGUAGGUAAAAGCUACACACAAGAUAUGGGCUAUCAGAUUGUCAAGUUGAUUGUGCAUUUUGUGCAUAUGAUUCACGAUUAUGGACGGAAAGAUUUACUGGAUAGCUAUGUCAAGUACGUGUUCAACUGCGUAGAGUUCAAACUGCACACAGUAUUGACGGCGCCACUGUACGUGUUCGUGGACCCGAAUCAGCAAGACUUCCUACUGGGGCACAAGUUCAUGCAGUACUCAAGUUUCUUCUUCGAUAUUAUCACCAAAAGCAUGGCGCAAUAUCUUAUUAACACUGGAAGGAUUAAGAUGUCUCGAAACGAAAGAUUCCACGCUGAUCUCUUGGACAACAUUGAAAAAUUGGUCACAACCGUUGAGCCAUCAUACAUUCUGCAACAGCCCUUGCAGACUCACAUAUUUAACAAAAAUCUUGCCUUAUUUCUUAAGUCUUGCCUGUCGUUUAUGGAUCGUGGCUUCGUGUUCCGCCAAGUCAAAACAUACUUAGACAAGUUCAAACCGUGCGAGCCUAAAGCGCUGUUCGAGUUUAAAUUCACGUUCCUCCAAACUAUAUGUUCGCACGAACACUAUGUGCCAUUCAACUUGCCAUUGCACUCAAACAAACUAGGAAAAGAUAUGGAUGAAGACCCAGCAAAAUUAAAACUGUCUGAGGAAUUUAUUAUGAGGCACUUUCUCUCAGGAGUAUUACUAAAACAAGUGGAGCAAUCCCUCCGAGAGGCACCUCAAAAACGGCGCACGGCACUGGGCGUGCUUCGCGCCUUACUCACGAAGCACGAGCACGACGAUCGCUACCGAUCGCGGCAGUGCCGCGCACGCCUCGCGCAGCUAUAUGCGCCCUGGCUCACUGUUGUGCGAGACAACGCCCACCGUCUAGUUACCAAAACACUAGCCAGUCCAGUAUUAGAAAAUGGUCAUGAUAAAGUCGACGGAGACGCGACCGUCAACCCUAUCAUCAACAACUCCAGUAAAGACGUUGCUUCAGCGAACAAUACGCCUCGAAGAAACCGACUCACUCUACACUUUGACCACACGCCAGUAAGGAAUUCUGCACAUUUCAAAGAUCCUCCGGUCGUGCAAAUUAACAGUUACGGCAAAGAUCACGCAAACAAUACGUCACAAAGCUCUCUAGAGUCCGUGUCGACCAUGUCGGGCGGAGACGCGCUCCCCAGGAACGCCGGGCGGUUGAACUUGAGCGAUAUCGGGGAUCAAGUUAAUAGAUUUGGUGUGAUGUCCGCGGAGGAGGUGCGCGAUGUGCUUUUGUGUUUCCUGUUUGUGUUGAAGUACCUAGACGAGGAAAGACUCGUGGAAUGGUGGAAGACGCAUACUACGGCGCAGCAGCAAGCGUUUUUCAAUGUUUUAGAAAUAUGCGCAGAACAAUUCCAAUACAUCGGUCGCAAGCGCAUCCUGUCCGAAUUAAAGGCUACCACGCCCGACUGCAACGGCAAGCCGAAGCCGCUUAAAGCAAGAACGUUGCCGGCUAGAAUGAGCCCGCCGGACUUCUCGAAGGAACCGCCUAUUAUUGUCGAGAAGAAUAAUACGGUGAAUAGGGAGAAUCUCGCUACUGCGACCGUUAUCUCUGAGUUAGAAACCAUAGCCGAGCACGCUGUAGUAUCCGCCGGCUGCCUAGCCACCGAGGUCGGCCUCACCAUAAUCGACCGCACCUGCCUCUUCACGAAGAACCUGGGCGUGGCCGAAGGGGCCGCGGCCCGACCUUACUUGAGACUACUACAGUUCCCUCAGAGCGAAACGCUUUAUAAGCACCUGUUUGCUGCCUUGAGGGCUUAUAUCAAUCAAUUCUCGGAGACAUUGUUUGAAGGUGGCAGCGCAUUAUGCGCGGGCGUCGUAAGUGCCGUGGUGAGGUUGUGCGAGGCGCGCGCGGCGUGGCUGCGACGCGAGGCAGCUGCCGCGCUGUACCUGCUCAUGCGUGCCAACUACCAGCACGGCGGCGGCGGCAGCCUCACCCGCGUACACUUACAGGUCAUCAUAGCAGUCUCUAAGUUACUCGACACAUCAACGGCUCUCAACUGCAAACGUUUUCAAGAAUCCUUGUCUGUGAUAAAUUGUUUCGCCACCGGCGACAAGGCGAUGAAGGGUACAGGGUUGUCAACGGAGGUGGCGGAGUUGAUGCGCCGCGUGCGGACUGUGGUCGGGGCGCGGGCCAGACUCGCUGGCGUCGGCGGCAGUGGGGGCGCGGCGGGAGCGGGCAGUGUGCAUUUAGCGGAGCUACAGCACGCGCUGGCCGCAUCGUGCCGCGCGACGCCGCGCUUGCGGCACGCAUGGCUCGCCACUCUGGCUGAGCACAACGCAAGGCAGGGCGACCAUGAUGAGGCUAUGUGCUGUCAACUUCACAUCGCAGCACUGAUAGCCGAAUACCUGAAGCUGCGUGGAAACCUGGCGUGGGGCGCUGACGCCUUCGCCGAGAUCUCCAUGAACAUCCCCAAAGACGAGACCGGGCUCAAAAUAGACGAAGGUAUGACCGACGUCCAAUACAACGAACAAGCUCUUCUGGAUCAGCUGAUGAUCUGCACAGAGUUCGUCGACAAGGCGGAGAGGUACGAACUCCUCGGGCCGCUCUAUCGCCUCAUCAUCCCCAUCUAUGAACGAAGGAAGGACUAUCAAGCUCUCCUCACCUGCUACCAGCACCUCACCAAAGCUUAUGCCAAAGUUAUAGAAGUCACGAACUCAGGGAAACGAAUGCUCGGAAGGUUCUACCGGGUGGCGUUCUUCGGCAAGGCCCACUUCGGGGAAGACGAAGAAGGAGUGGAGUUUAUAUAUAAGGAACCGAAACUGACCUCACUGAGCGAGAUAUCGGAGAAGUUGCAGACUUACUACGAACACAAGUACGGGGCGGAAAAUGUUAAGAUGAUUAUGGACUCAGCGCCGGUAAACCGAUCGGAACUGGACAGCAAACUAGCGUACAUCCAAGUGACGUGGGUGCGCGCGACGCCCUCGGGCGUGGGCGCGAGCGGCGGCGAGGCCUUCGAGCGCGCGCACAACGUGAGGCGCUUCGUGUUCGAGACGCCCUUCACGAGGGACGGCGCCGCCCGAGGGCCCGUGCACCACCAGCGGCUGAGGCUCACCAAGCUUACCGCUGAAAAUGGGUUCCCGUACGUGAAACGGCGCGUGCCCGUGAUCGAAACGCAAGUGGAAGAGAAGAGUCCCAUUGAGGUUGCGGUCUCCGAGAUGGAGGGCCAGGUGCUCGAGCUGACGGAGAUCGUCAACGCCAAAGCACCGGAUAUUAAGAAGUUACAACUCAGAUUGCAAGGCAGUGUGUGCGUGCAAGUUAACGCUGGUCCGAUAGCUUAUGCCAACGCAUUCCUUGAUCCCACUUUGGCUCCCAUGUAUCCGGACGACUUAGUUGACAAACUUAAAGGCACUUUUAAGGAAUUCUUGACAGUCUGUCACGCAGCGCUCCAGCUGAACGCAAAGCUAAUCAGCUCCGACCAAGUAUCGUAUCACGAAGCUUUAGAAGCCAACUACUUGAAACUGAGCGACUCUCUCGCCGCGGUACUGGGGCAACCGCUACACGAUAUACUCGUCAACGGAAACCUUACUACCACCGUCACUGGUGUCGAAUUGGAUUCCAGCAAUGCCUAAAAAAUACAUUUGUAUCAUAUACUAUUUGACAGAAUUAUAUGACAAUGACUUCUAAGUAGCUUGAAAACGAGCGGUAGGCUAAUUAUUAGAUAUUAAGAUACUUGCGCCAAAGAAGCCCCCGGGUUUACCUAUUUUCAAAAUUUCAUAUUUGUAUAAGUGUACAUUAAACAUCGGAAAAAUAAAAAAACGAUCCUUUUUUGGUGCAGGUACCUUAGUUAAACAUAAGGCAGCGAAAAGCAAGGCUAGAGCAGGGGGGUGUCACUUCGCAGUUUAGGUACAUUUGGCCGGCGCGACGCGCCUCCCGGGCAGGCGUAUGGCAGUGGGCUGCCGCUCGACUCGCGCAAAAUUGAAAAUACGACAUAAUACCUUCGAAACCUAAAUCUCUAUCUAACCCGUAUAAAAGAUAUUGUUCUGUUUACGGAUGUCUGUAUAAACGGAAGAACAAGGAAGCAGAAAUAACUUUUUUUUUUAUUCCGGACUAUUAUGACCGACAUAUUUUCAAAGGAAUAAGUACUUCUGUGGCAUACCUACUUCCGUGAGAAUCAGACAUACCAUCUCCAGAUAAAAAAUGUAUGUUUACAGAAUCAACGUUUGUAAUUCCUACAUAUUUAUCUUAAAAAUAAUAAAUCAGUAGGUAUAGGCACAAAAACUUGUCAAGUGACAACCCCGUGCCGACACUCGCAGCUCGGUCAUAAAACUGCGGCGCGCAAAGAAGAUUCACGGUUCGUGCGCGGUUAUAAGUUUCAAUUUGGCUGGCAGGCGGCGAGUAUAGGUAUAAUUGUAUACCUAAAUCUGCCUUUUGUGACGGAGUGAAUUUUCUGUACGGUAGUACUAUUAGUUAUUCUGUGGCUAGAGAAAGUGAGAUGUUAGAUAGUAAUGACAAAUGCUGGAGGUGAUCUGGUCAGGAUAUUUCUAGUUAAAAUUUUAUAACGCAAUUAGCCUUUCGGGUUUUAAUGGUAAUGUUCUAAUGUUUCAGGUGAUUAUAGUCGAAAUUAUAUUUAAUAUUCUUAUAACUAUUAUUUAUUCUAGAUAUGGAUAAUCAAAUCCCUCUUAGUUAGCGAUACUCUACGUAAUUCGAACAAAAUUUUAUUCUAAAUAGGUGUAAAUGGAGAAAUAGACAUUUUGACUUUUAUUUGGUUGUAUGGAUGAUGUAGUUACUAGUAGAAUAUUGUUUUGACUUUUAUUUCGUGUUACGUAUGUCUACCGUAUUCGUUUUCAUUUUUAUUUAUUUAUUUACCAAAAAUAAUACAAAAUACAUGCUCAUACAAUUAACCUCAUAUAUAGUCAAUUAAAAGUUCCAUCCUUUAUCCCGUAAUUGACGCCAUAAAUAAAACUUAAGCAUUUUUGCUACAAAAAGUUCAAAAACUUCUGUGGUCAAACUUAUGACAAGUUGCAGUCUUUUAAUUAGGUUAGUACAUUAUUAAAGCUAGUCCGCAGACGCAGUGCUAGUAUUAGUACAUUAUGAUACAAGUGUGCUAAGUUGCUCAUUACACACGAGGCGAUAUAAGAAAGCCGAUGUGUGUAAUGACCAAUGCACACGCGUUUCAUACGACGUUUUUCAACACACUUGCGAGUAAAACAAGAAACUUUCAUAUUAAUCAAAUUUUAAUAGUUAAAACAGUUAGUAUUGUGUGUUUCAUCUGUCAUACUCGUACUGCCGGCCGGCCCUCGCUCGCCCCGGCCGCGGGCGGCGCGGCGGGCGGGCCGGCCGGGCCGCGCACUGCGCAGGCGCGAGGAGCGCGCCGGUGCCCGCCAGUCUGACCAAUUAAAGAAGGCUCCCUUUCUAUGCAUAUUAUUAGCAAUCAGUUAGCUUCUUAACUCAGUCGGAUAAUAUAAUGAAAAAGCACGAGUGGAAUAAUACACUGAAAGAGCACGCGUGUUUAAUAUCUAGGAUUAUGAGCCAAAAAUCGGUGGAAUAAAAACGUCGUUUUGAGCAAGUGUGUUGAAAAUAAUAUUACAUACAAUAGGUGCCAUUAAUCCAUUUCAUAGUCAUAAAAUCCAAACUUGAACACAAACGAAAUACACGCAUUUCAUACUCUUAAAUAACUCUUAAUAGGGCUAAGCCCUGAAGUGAUUAUCAUAGCUAGGUAUGUCCGUAGUUAGUAAUUUUGUAUAUGUCCCUAUCUUUGUAAAUCUCUAUGGAUAUGAUGGACGGAGUUAUCCUCGUGAUAGCGAUAAUGAUUGCGUCUGUAUUUUUCUAUCGCGGUAUUAAAAAGCGACAGUUGCUUUGCCACAUGGAUGACAGCGCCCAUCAUAUGCCUGCUGGAGGCAGUGUGGAGGAGUUACAAUGUCCCUAGAUACAUUUCUGCUGUCGAUGGCAAACUUUAUCCCAAAGAAACACAUGUCAUGAUUCAUGAUUUUAUCUGACGCUGAAUAGUCUGAAUUGUCACAUACCUUACUAACAAUCAUAUCUACAUAAUUAUGAUAACAGCUGAACUAUAACUUAAGAUGAAAUUCAAACGUAAAAUUUUUGUACUAGUACCUAGUGAGAGAAUAGGCAACAGGUACACAAAAAACCGGCCAAGUGCGAGUCGGACUUGCGCACGAAGGGUUCCGUAACAUUACGCAAAAAACGGCAAAAAAAUCACGUUUGUUAUGUGGGAGCCCCCCUUAAAUAUUCAUUUUAUUCUGUUUUUAGUAUUUGUUGUUAUAGCGGCAACAGACUACACCAUCUGUGAAAAUUUUAACUGUCUAACUAUCACGGUUCAUGAGAGAUCACGGACAGCGGAGUCUUAGUAAUAGGGUCCCGUUUUUACCAUUUGGGUACGGAACCCUAAAAAUGACCACAUUGCUGAUUUCAAUAUGACGACGAUUUGUAAUAUCCUAGAAGCGUCUUUUCGCUCUAAAUACUGCUAAGCUCAAAAUUAUCAUUCAGACUGAAUAUUACCUCCGAAGAAGACAUGUCAAUAUUUCAAACUGCUCUUUUUCACAUUUUUGUAUAACAGCUAUGUCAUCUGUAGGUAGCUACAGAGUACAGUAGGUACACUAGCAAAAUAUAGAUGUAAUUUAACUUCUAAAUAUGUGUAACAUAUAUACAUAGUUAUAUAAACAGUGUGAUAAUAUAUCCAGAUUGUAAUAGUCUGGUUCUCGAAAUCCUGCAUAAAAUUUGUCUUGAUUAAGCAGAAUACAGGAGUUAAAAGUGAUUGCCAGAUGGUUUUAAUAGAUUUGAUUAUCAACCUUGCCUCAAAUAAAAUAAAGACUAGGUACAUACAUUUAAAUCACGCCACCGAAUGACAUGAUGCUUAUAAUAUUUACCUUAUGACUAAUGCAAUAAGGUAGUAAGUAAAUCAUCUGUCAAUCACAGGUAAACACAUUGUAGUAGGAAGGUUAUGCGACACGUUAUUAUGGACUUAAUUUUAAACAAAGAUUUAUGCAUGUUUAAUUUAUUUUGUUAGUAACUUAAGGCUGAAUUCAUUUAUUUCUGUCUACAAAACUCAUUGAAGUAAUAGUUAUUAUCUUAUUCCUAAGUUUCUAGAAUAAAGAUUUAUUAAUAUUUCUUAUAUUAAUAAAUCUUUCACAUAGUGAGAUGAAGAAUUUAUGAUUGUAUGUAACUGAUUUUCUCACUUUAUCACUUUCAUUCCAUAGUAUAUCUAAAUAUAUAUGUUGUUUUUGUUCAUUAUUGCGAGAAUUAAUUAAUAUAGUGAAAGGAAUAUCCUUAGAUUUUUGCAGUUUGUAUUUAUUACGAUUGAACAAUGUAUUGAUUUCUGUUAUAGCAAUAAUCCCUCCGCGUUUUGCGUACACGCAUCCCCUUAAAUUAUUACUAUUUAAUAAGAUUAUCUUUUCAUUAUUACUUGUAACAAUUUAUGCACAAACUAUUGUAUCUUCCUAUAAAAUUAAUCAGAAUUUUACUGUUUUAAUACAUUUUAUAAAACCAAAAAA